AUGCUUGCAGUCUCUAAGAUUCCCCGCUUCGAUCAGCUACCUCUCCGCGAGGGUGAUCCGCCGUUCUCAGCCUGGGGGUUAUGGAAAAAGCCCGAGUACGGUUCUCUCAACUAUCUGACCGAUACGGGUCUGUUGCAGGCUGCUCGCGAGGAAAUUCAAACUGGGGAAAGAGUUUCUCUCGACCUGCCUCUGGACUUGAUUGAUCCUCCUCUAUUAGGGAGAAAGGGAUUUAAGAGAGAAAUUGUAAACAAGGCUCCGCGGGUUAUUAAUGAUGAUGUUAUCACGUUUAAUACCCAGGGCAGCUCGCAGUGGGACAGCUUCCGUCACUUUGCGUACCAAAAGCACGGCAAAUUCUAUAACGGGGUCACUCAAGGAGAUAUCCACGAAGAUCAAUCGAGCACUGUUGGGUCCUCGUCCCUUUGGUCCAAGGGACUUGGGGGUAUAGUAGGUAGAGGUGUCUUGGUCGACUACGCCAGCUGGGCUAGUGAAAAUGGGGUCCAAUAUGACCCCCUCAGCACACAGCAUAUACCACUAGAGGCAGUCAAACUUAUUGCUCGUGAGAAAGGAAUCGAGUUCCGACAGGGUGACAUCUUGUUCCUACGGACAGGGUUCGUCAAGGGAUACCGUCAACUCAGCAAAGAGCAACGGGAGAAACAAUCAAAGGUCUCCAAAUUUCCCGGUCUUAGGCAAUCUCGAGACACGGUUGAAUGGCUCUGGGAGCGACAGUUUGCUGCGGUCACAUCUGAUAGUCCGGCCUUCGAAAGUAUUCCUCCGGCUGAUCCAGAAUAUAUGCUACACCCCAUUCUUCUUUCAGGAUGGGGGACACCAAUAGGAGAGCUGUUCGAUCUUGACGACCUGGCUGAAGGGUGCGCGCGAUUGAGCCGCUGGUCCUUUUUUAUAACAUCUGCGCCCUUGAAUUACACAGGGGCUGUUGCCACGCCGCCGAAUGCCAUUGCUAUUUUCUGA
Molecule: messenger RNA, 966 nt
Organism: Aspergillus versicolor CBS 583.65
Lineage: Eukaryota; Fungi; Ascomycota; Eurotiomycetes; Eurotiales; Aspergillaceae
Exons: 6
Coding region: 1-966 (321 amino acids)
Molecular function (GO): arylformamidase activity
Source: RefSeq, a predicted model, not a curated record